AUGUCUGCUACGGAAAAACCUACCGAAAACCACGAUGAAUUAUUCGAACAAUCUAAUGCCAGUUCCCAAUCCAGUGUCAACAAAAAGAGGGAUACUUCCGAAAUGGAAUCCAUGAAUUCAGAAGUUGAAAGAGAACAAGGUGAACGUGGAAAUGUUUUAUCUCAAUAUACCGAAGAACAAGUUAUUCUGAUGGGUAGAAACUACGCUACUAAACAUGAAUUAGACCCAGAAUUGUUUGGUAGAGCUGCUGCCUUGGCCAGAUCUCCUGGUGCUUUCAAUUCUAUGCCAUUUAUCACCGAAGAAGAAAAACAAGGGUUAUACCUUGAAGCUACCAAGAAAUGGCACAUUCCUUUUGAACUUUGGAAAGUUAUCGCUGUUGGUGCCAUGGCCGCUGCCGUCCAAGGUAUGGAUGAAUCUGUUAUUUCUGGUGCCACUUUAUUCUAUCCAAAAGCCUUUGGAGUCGACAAAAUGAAGAAUGCCGAUUUGCUUGAAGGUUUGGUCAAUGGUGCUCCAUACUUGUGUGCUUCCUGUAUCGCGUGCUGGACAUCCGAUUUAUGGAACAGAAACUUGGGAAGAAAAUGGACUAUUUUCUGGACCUGUUUGAUCUCUGCUGUGACUUGUGUUUGGCAAGGUUUUGUUAAUAACUGGUGGCAUUUGUUCAUUGCCAGAUUCAUGCUUGGAUUUGGUAUUGGUGUCAAAUCAGCUACUGUUCCUGCUUAUGCUGCUGAAUGUACCCCAAAACACGUCAGAGGUGCUUUGGUUAUGUUGUGGCAAUUCUUUACUGCUGUUGGUAUUAUGUUUGGUUAUGUUGCUUGUUUGGCUUUCUAUCAUGUUCCUAAAAAGAGUUUUGGUACCGGUUUGAACUGGAGAUUGAUGCUUGGUUCUGCCUGUAUUCCUGCUUUUAUUGUUUUGUUGCAAGUUCCUUAUGUUCCUGAAUCUCCUCGUUGGUUGCAAGGUAAAGGAAGACACAGAGAAGCCUUUGAAUCAUUGAAGAGAUUACGUUUCGAAGAAAUUGCUGCUGCCCGUGAUUGUUUCUACCAAUACGUCUUGUUACAAGAAGAAGGUUCUUAUGAUAUCCCAACCUGGAAGAGAGCUAUUCAAAUGUUUACCAUUAGAAGAAACAGAAAUGGUGCUAUUGCUGCCUGGAUUGUUAUGUUUAUGCAACAAUUCUGUGGUAUUAAUGUUAUUGCCUACUAUGCUUCAUCCAUUUUCAUUCAAGCUAAAUACAGUGAAGUUAGUGCUUUGUUGGCCUCCUGGGGUUUUGGUAUGAUUAAUUUCACCUUUGCCCUUCCUGCUUUCUUGACAAUUGAUAAAUUUGGUCGUAGAAACUUGUUGUUGUUUGCUUUCCCUUGGAUGUGUGCCUUCUUGUUGAUUGCCGGUUUUGGGUUCUUGAUUCAUGACAGACAAGGUAGAUUGGCUAUGGUUACAACUGGUGUGUAUCUUUUCUCUGCUGUCUAUUCCAGUUCCGAAGGUCCAGUUCCAUUCACAUACUCUGCUGAAGCUUUCCCAUUGUAUAUCCGUGACUUGGGUAUGAGUUGGGCUACUGCUACCUGUUGGUUCUUUAACUUUAUUUUGGCAUUCACCUGGCCAAGAUUGCAAAAUGCCAUGACUUCUACUGGUGCCUUUGGUUUCUAUGCUGCUUGGAAUGCUGUUGGUUUCUUCUUGGUAUUGUGGUUCUUACCAGAAACUAAAGGUUUGACUUUAGAAGAAUUGGACGAUGUGUUUGCCGUUCCAAUGUAUGACCACGCUCUUUACCGUACUAGAGAAUUCUGGAACAAUGUUCAAAAAUACGCCUUGCGUCGUAACGUUCGUCCAUUGCCACCAUUAUACGAACACCAAAGAAUGGCUGUCACCAACCCAGAAUGGAAUGAAAAGGCUGAAGUUUCCCACAUCGAAUAA
This is a messenger RNA of Candida tropicalis MYA-3404, 1899 nucleotides long. It is a transcript of the gene HGT19, whose product is annotated as Hgt19p. Gene Ontology annotation, molecular function: myo-inositol:proton symporter activity. Lineage: Eukaryota; Fungi; Ascomycota; Pichiomycetes; Serinales; Debaryomycetaceae. Bases 1 to 1899 code for a protein of 632 amino acids. The record is from RefSeq and is a predicted model, not a curated record. Gene Ontology annotation, biological process: transmembrane transport. Gene Ontology annotation, cellular component: membrane. The transcript has a single exon.